Eucalyptus grandis is the source of this 1301-nucleotide messenger RNA. Its product is annotated as dirigent protein 24. The coding region runs from base 65 to 1180 and encodes 371 amino acids. The transcript has a single exon. The record is from RefSeq and is a predicted model, not a curated record. NCBI's taxonomy places the organism in Eukaryota, Viridiplantae, Streptophyta, Magnoliopsida, Myrtales, Myrtaceae.
UUUCUUCACUUGCUUUCUUCUGAAGUACAAUUUUCUGCUUCUGAACUCUUUACACAUCAAAGAGAUGACUGCUCUUUUGUUCACUUCCAAGGCCAUCACUUGCCUUCUGCUCCUGACCAUCGCCGUUGGAUGUGCCCGCUCGGCAAGGACCCUCGAUGAGGUCGGCCCGCAACCUCAGACCUUCACCAGUCUUCCUGGAGCCACCAAUCCCGGCGGGUCACUUUUCCCCAACGUGGCUGGCCCCGCCAACACAUUACCAGGCGGAGGAGUCCCCCUCGCCGCCCCUGCCACAGAAGAUGAGAGCGCAGACGCUCCUCUCCCUGACGACGACACUGCCGGACCCGUCGCUGAUGUGGCCCCUGCAGCCCCAGUUGCACCCGAAGCUGAAGCACCUAGCAUUGUGGCACCAACUGGCACAAUUCCGGCACCAGGUGGGGCCACCGCCGCGGCUACUAACCCUGCUGUGGCGGCAAAUCCCGGUGCUGACCCUCAGUUAUCCUUCUUUAUGCAUGACAUAUUGGGCGGAUUGCACCCGUCGUCCAGAGUGGUGACGGGGAUUAUAGCCAAUUCCGGCGACAAUGCCCUCCCGUUCUCCAAGCCCAACAACAACAUUUUCCCAAUCAACGGCGGGGUCCCGUUGGUCAACGCCAACCUCAACGGACUGAUCAACAACAAUAACCUCCCUAGCCUCACUGGCCUCAACGGCGGGCAAGGGAGCACCAUAAUUCAGAACAGCGGCGACAACAACCAAGUCACAGGUGGCGACAACCAGCCGUUCAUCACCGCCGGGCAGCUCCCUGCUGGGGCCACGCUUCAGCAGCUCAUGUUUGGGACAAUCACGGUGAUCGACAACCAGUUGACUGAAGGGCACGAGUUGGGCUCCGCCGUACUUGGCCAGGCACAAGGAUUCUAUUUGUCUAGCUCCUUGGACGGGACCAGUCACACAAUGGCAGCGACGGUGUUGUUGCACGGCAGCGACCACGAAAUAGACGACACGAUCAGUUUCUUUGGGGUCCACCGCACAGCUUCACCAGUGUCUGAGGUCGCGAUUGUUGGCGGCACGGGAAAGUACGAGCACGCUAAAGGUUAUGCCGCUGUAGAGACCCUUCCUCAGGAAAAUCAGCACACAACAGAUGGAGUGGACACCAUUCUGCAUUUCAACGUUUUCUUCUCUGAGUAGGACGCCUUGUGUCGUCUGUUGGCGUGGUGGCUUGUCCUUAGUGUGUUUGAAUGUCUUGUUUUUUUUACAUGCAUCUAAAUCAAUGUUCUUAUUUCAAUGAAAUUCAGAUGAUUUACUCUUC